AUGAAGUUUGCAAUUGGAAACCAGACGAUCUGGUUGGAUGACUUGGAACAUAACUUAGCUAAUGGAGCACCCAUUUCUAUUUAUGAUGACAUCCCAGACCUUAACAAGACUGCUAUGGAAAUAUACUCAGAAAAUACCCUAGAGAUAAACUGGAAGGGCAUGAAUGAUUUCUUAGAUCACCUUUCUGAAACAGGUAAUGCAACAUUGGCUAAAAGGGAAGACUUACUCGGCGUGAUCAUUAAUGCUAUCGACCCGUCAAAGGCAACCAACAGCGACAAACUUGCCAAAAGAGAAGGAAGUUGUGAAAAUGGGUACACUCACAAUUCUUUCAGUUGUUUAACCGUCUGGCGUACUAUUAGGUCAUUAUCUUCGAAUAUUCGCGAAUUUUACUACACAUACGCAACUGCUAUGAUCGAUAAUGCUAGCGGUUUAGCUUCGCUAGGAUACUCUGUAGCUUCAGACAUAAAAAACCGUUCUAACAAGAAGUCCUGCAACGGUGGUUCUGAUUGGUUCGAUGUUUAUAACAAAAGAUGGAACUAA
Saccharomyces mikatae IFO 1815 is the source of this 540-nucleotide messenger RNA. RefSeq lists its product as uncharacterized. Bases 1 to 540 code for a protein of 179 amino acids. Lineage: Eukaryota; Fungi; Ascomycota; Saccharomycetes; Saccharomycetales; Saccharomycetaceae. The record is from RefSeq and is a predicted model, not a curated record. The transcript has a single exon.